Molecule: messenger RNA, 681 nt
Organism: Ostertagia ostertagi
Lineage: Eukaryota; Metazoa; Nematoda; Chromadorea; Rhabditida; Trichostrongylidae
Source: the annotation of a GenBank genome assembly
AUGUUAGCUACUGUUUUGCGAGGCGAUUGGGCUAGAAGCCAUGUUACGUCAUUCAUUGCUUGUACGGGUGGUGGAGUGUUCCUCGCUACGUGCAUGUUAGAUCUAUUACCAGACGCCAUUGAAUCAUACGAGAAAUCAGGAUUCAAGUCGAGUUUCCCAGUCGCGGAAGCAGCUGUGGCGGGUGGGCUACUGAUGGUUCUGACGAUUGAACAGGUUGUUCUCGCUGUCCAAGAGCGUGGAUGGAUUAGGUCAGGUCAUCUGCACCUCCACGAUGAAGGAGAAAGCUCUCAUGUCCAAGAUGUAUCUCACUCGGAUGAUAGUGAAGAAGACGCGAAUCCGAUGUUGGGAGCGUGCCUUCUAGUGCUCGCAUUGUCAUUGCAUGCGCUCUUUGAAGGUCUUUCAUUAGCCGUCAUAACUGAUGCUUCUAAAUUGCUGCAGGUUUUCGCUGCCCUUAUACUCCACAAAAGUAUAAUAGGAUUCAGUCUUGGCGUACGCCUUGUGCAAAGUGGCAUGCGCACCCCAUGGGUCGCUCUUUGUGCAUCCAUAUUUAGUAUACAGGUACUAAUCGGCGGGCUAGGUGGAAUGGAAAUUAUGUCUAUGAUUUCUGGUGGCGAUCGAUCAACAGCCGCCCUUGUUUCUACUAUACUUCAAGGUUUGCCUGUGGAACUUUCCUUUAUAUAA